UAUAUAAUGAUGGUCCACCCAAAGCUCCCUCUCAAUUGUUCACCCAAACCAACCAUUGCACGUUCUCAUGCUGGACACCAGCCCAUUUCCAGCUAUAUCCUGGGCCCCACCUUCCUCUCUUCACAACCCUUUCCCAUUCCUUCCACCAACCACAACUCGCUACGUCAUACAAUCAUCCACGCGUCACCACGUCAUUCAUCCUUUCACACAUUUCGCUGUUCAAGCAAAUCACAGCUGAUCACCUCAACGCCGACAUCUCGAGAGAAGUCGAGUUCUUAUUAUUCUCUCCCUCUCUCACUGCAACAACAACAAAAACAACGACGACGACGACGACGACGGAGGAUUCCCAAGCUUCAUUCCUCUCAAACUCUUCUCUCUCUGUAUUUCUCUAGAGGGAGGAAGGAAGGAAGGAGAUGGAUCCGUGUCCCUUUGUGCGCCUCAUCGUUGAAUCAUUGGCGUUGAAGCUCCCUCCGGUGUCGAAGCCAGCAGGUCCCGGUGUGCACCCUUCCACGAACCCAUGCUACUGUACCAUAACCUUCCCAGAAUGCCCCUCAUCUUCCCGGUAUGCCCCUCUACCGCUGGCAUCCGACGAGAGUUCUCUAGACGCCGGGCACUCGUCUAAAGUGGUAUUUAGUUUGGACCCAGCUGCUGUGCAGAGGCUGGAAGGGAAGCCAGCGUCGUCGGCGCUAACUGUGGCGGUGCACGUGGGGAAGAGGGGGAGCACGUGCGGGAUGGGUGGUGGGAGAGUGUUGGGAAAGGUGAGGGUGGAGGUGGAGUUGGGGAUGGCGGUGGUGAGGAGAGGGUGGGUUCCGGUGGGGACUUCCGGGGCAUUGCUCCACGUCAUCGUUAGGACUGAGCCAGACCCGCGCUUUGUGUUCCAGUUCGGUGGUGACCCGGAGUGUAGCCCCGUCGUUUUUCAGGUUCAACGUGGCGGUAAUCCCGCCGUCCGCCAACCCGUUUUCAGUUGCCGCUUCUCCAAUGAUCGCCAGUGGAACACUACUAGAUCCAGAUCACUGCCAAAUGAAGGAACAUCAAGUGGAGGGAGUGUGAGAGCGUGGUUUAGUUCGCUGGGAUCGUUUAGAGGAGACAAAGAGCAGCAGAGAAAGGAGCAGAGAAAGGGAUGGAUGGUGACCAUACAUGACCUUUCAGGGUCGCCGGUGGCGGCGGCGUCGAUGGUGACACCGUUUGUGCCGUCGCCGGGGUCUGACCGUGUCUCGCGGUCAAACCCUGGGGCGUGGCUUAUUCUCCAGCCGGACACUGGCUUCUCGGCUACUACUUGGAAGCCAUGGGCCCGGCUUGAGGCAUGGCGUGAGCGUGGCCCGGUUGACGCUUUAGGAUUUAAGAUCGAGCUCAUCACUGACACUGGAGCCAUUACCGUGGCUGAGUCAUCGCUUAGUGUUCGGAAAGGUGGCCAGCUUUGCAUUGACUCGAGCUUGAGCUUGAGCUUGAGCUUGAAUGGAGAUGGUGGGACGUGGGCGUGGCCGUUUCAUGAAGGUUUCGUUAUGGCUUCAAGUGUGGAAGGAGAGAGGAAGGUGGUGAGCCAGCCAAUGGUGCAAGUCGGCGCAAGGAACGUGAACUGCAUGGCUGACGUGGCACUCUUCAUCGUACUCGCUGCUGCCGUUGAUCUUAGCAUGGACGCUUGUCAGUUGUUCUCGCACAAACUUAGGAGUGAGCUUUGCCAAAUUCAUUCUUGAUUCUUCUCAUUUUGGUAUUUAUUUUUUUUAAAU
Messenger RNA from Dioscorea cayenensis subsp. rotundata (Guinea yam), 1727 nucleotides. RefSeq lists its product as uncharacterized. The transcript is spliced from 2 exons. NCBI's taxonomy places the organism in Eukaryota, Viridiplantae, Streptophyta, Magnoliopsida, Dioscoreales, Dioscoreaceae. The record is from RefSeq and is a predicted model, not a curated record. The coding region runs from base 414 to 1694 and encodes 426 amino acids.